Effrenium voratum is the source of this 444-nucleotide messenger RNA. Lineage: Eukaryota; Dinophyceae; Suessiales; Symbiodiniaceae. The record is from the annotation of a GenBank genome assembly.
CAGCAAGACACCACGUCCGUUUCGGACGGCCGAAAAAGCCGCUUCGACAUGGCAUCCGAUUGCAUCGACGCUCUGCCCAGCUUCGAGCGCGCCUCGACGGCGCGGAGCAGCUCUGCCUCUGCCUCGACGCCCCGAGGCGCCUUUGGCACGCCGAGGGGCCACGAGCGCCUGAUGUUGAGGGAGCGCGACCGGAAAAGCUGCGCUGAGGUGCCGCGCUUGCGCCUGGAGAGCGAUCGCAGCAGCUCUUCCGGAUUCACGUCCAGGAGUGAGCUGGAGCCUCCCCCACAGAGUCGGGAGGUGCAGGACCUGUGCCGCGAAAUGGAGGCCAUGCGCCAUGUGAUCCAGAAGGACCUGGCGGAGAUGCAGGGCACCUGGGUCCAGCUCAAAGAGGCGGUGGCAGCGGCUGGAGGCACUUGCCGCGAGCGCGUUCUGCGGCGCCAGGCG